Molecule: messenger RNA, 1980 nt
Organism: Nakaseomyces glabratus
Lineage: Eukaryota; Fungi; Ascomycota; Saccharomycetes; Saccharomycetales; Saccharomycetaceae
Gene: MPS3
Product: Mps3p
Cellular component (GO): meiotic nuclear membrane microtubule tethering complex; nuclear envelope
Molecular function (GO): protein-membrane adaptor activity
Source: RefSeq, a predicted model, not a curated record
AUGACAGUGGAAGAAUCCGGAGUGAAGGAUGUGUACAAGGAGAUGCUGAUGCGUAAAGUUGAGCGGAAUGAAGUGCCGCAGGCGGAGGAGUACAGCCGGUUUAAGGAGUCUAUUCUGGACGGGAAGGACUACGGGGACGAGGACGAGGACUCAGAUGGCGACUACGAUGCUGGAGAAACUGGAUCGGCAGAUAUAGCGUUCCGCGAGGAUGACGAUGAGCUAACUGAGAGUGAUAGCGACGACGAUAUCGAUGUAGGAAAUGAAAGCUUUGUGCUCAGAGAUAAGUUCUCAUCCAGCGACGAGCUGGCACAGGAAGAUGUUGAUGAGGAUAGUUACAGCUAUGAUAUGCAGGGUCAAGAGCUAGACUCUGAGGUUGACGGCGAUGACGAAGAGCUGCUUUACUGGGAUCAACAACGAAAAUUCAAUGUUGUGACGAGAAUAAUUCUUGUGGUAUGCUCGGCUCUAUUCGUGUAUUGCAUAAUGACUGGUAAUUUAACGUCCACCUCCAAUAACGUGGUGCUUUCACCAUCCACAAGUGCGAACUUACAAAAACAGAUAAAUCAUCUUUACAGUGAGUUCAGCCAAAGUGAACAGAAACAUGUACAAGAACUCGAUAGAACGUUGAAAGUUGUUGUGGCACAAUUUGAAAAGAAUAUCAAAAAACUGAUUCCAAAAAAUAUUAAAAAUCUACAAACGCAGGUGGAGAACUUGAACGAAAGAUUUAACAAAAUUCUAAACAUGGGGUCUAGUCCGAACCAGAACCAGAUCACAGUAACAAAUAUAACUCAAUGGCAGCAAAGUAUUCUGUCGACAUUGAAUAUCACCUUACCUACAAAAAUACCAGUAGUGGUCAAUAACUCAUCCCAAAUGCUCAUAAUUCCCGAGAUGCAUAAAUAUAUAUCGGAUAUACUAAAUGAUAUUGUCCAUGCAUCAGAACCAUUCAUUAAUGUGAAUAAUAACGGUACUGGAGUAAAAAAUUCCCUUGGAUAUGAUUUGAAUAAGUAUGUUAAAGAGGUCUUAAGCAAUGAAUUCCAAUACGUUGACAAAAAAUUCUUUCUGCAAGAACUGAACAGAAACUUACAAUUGAAUAAACAUGAAAUUCUGGAGGAAGUCGCAGGUAGGCUAAGCCAUAUUGAGGAUAAAUAUGGUGCCAAUGCAAACAGAAGGCAAUUGGUGCCGGAACAGUAUAGUACAAUUCUACUCAAGAAUCUUGUCAAGGAAAUUUACAAUACUAAUCACUAUAGAUGGGAAGAUGACCUCGAUUUCGCUACUGCUGCACAAGGAGCCAGACUGGUAAAACACUUAACAUCUUCAACUUACAAUUAUAAAAACGGAAAUGGUAUUACACCUUUGGAACUGCUGUCAGAUUCAUCUUUGAGCCGUGGCUCAACCUAUUGGCAGUGUGUUGAUUCUAAAAGUUGUUCAUGGACUAUUAGAUUCAAUAACCCAAUUUACUUAACAAGAUUAUCAUACUUCCACGGCAGAUUCACCAAUAACCUUCAUAUGAUGACAUCGGCACCAAAAUCCAUUGCUGUUUAUGUAAAACUAGCCAAAAGUAAUCCGGCCCCAUUAGAAAAAACUUUGAAAGACCUCGCAAGUGAGAAUGUGGGGAAAGACAAUACAUUUAAAAAGGACUCUAGCUAUAUUUUGAUUUCCAACUAUGAAUAUGAUAUUCAUGACCGAAGAAUAAGACAGGAUUUCCCCCUUCCUGAUUGGUAUAUCCAACUAAAACCACUAAUUAGAUCGAUUGCAUUUGUAGUAAAUCAGAAUAAUGGCAAUAGUGAGUUUACAUCGUUAAGAAAGUAUGUUAUAAAUGGCGUUACAGCUUCAGAUCUAAAAAUCAUUGACUCCAAUGAAUUCACUAUAAACAGAGAUCAAAUCCCCGAAUUUAGUGAACACCACGCACAGAUACACCCUAAGCCUCCAUCUCCAAAAACUAAUAAUAUAAAGGCUUUUGGGCAGGAUGAACUAGACAUUUAA